AUGGAAUUUCUCAAAACCAAACCAAGUGAAUUCAAACGAGUUAUAAUGCAUGAAUUGGGACACACGUUUGGCUUUGAUUAUUCGCUGUUUCCUUACCUACGUGAUGAGAACGGUCAGCCUAGGACAACGCGUAACCCAGAAACUGGUGAACCAGAAUUGCCGAAAGAUAAUGAAGGACUAGAAGCUGAUAAGAAUACCGUGAAGUACGUGCAGAGGAACUGGAAAACAAUUUCGGGUGAGAAGAGUUUCCGGAGAAUCGUCCUAACAUUGCCAAGUGUUGUCAGCUUUGCAAGACGCCAUUUUGGGUGUAAUGAUCUUGAUGGUGUUGAUCUAGAAUCGGAUGGUCGCAGUGGAAAUCGUCGUUCACACUUCGAACGCCGUCUGUCCAUUGGGGAAAUAAUGUCUGGUAAAAUGGAUACCAUGGCUUCUGUCUCUGGUUUAACUCUCGGUUACUUCAAUGAUACUGGAUGGUACAAUGUGGAUUUUUCCAUGGCUGAACGAUGGGAGUGGGGUCGUGAUCAAGGCUGCGAUUUUAUUCAUCAAAGUUGUGGUGAAUUCAUCAAAACACAAAAGUCAAGAGGACAGCAGUUAUCACCUUGGUGUGAUGAAAUACUUGGUCCAGUGCCUGUUUUUCGAUGCAUUCCUCACGUGAACGCUUACGGAUUGUGCAAUUUGAGGAAGUUCAGUUCAGCUUUAGAACCAGAACAUAUACACUUCAAUAACGUGUUUGGCGUAUCAAAGUCGGAACAAAACAUGUUGGCAGGACUGGACAAUUUCGCAGAUCACUGUCCAUAUAUGUCGAUAAGGACAUUAUACCGGAGUAUUACGGGAAACGGUCACGAUGUUUCAAUAUCGAAAUAAUAUUUGGAGAUGGGAAUGGCAGUCUCGUAGCCGCUGGUUGUUAUAAAGUGAAAUGCAAUCUCCGCACUCAGGUUGUAGUGAUGUUUAACGACAAAUGGCAUAAGUGCCCUAAAAACGGUGGUGAUAUUUGG
This is a messenger RNA of Schistosoma turkestanicum, 992 nucleotides long. Lineage: Eukaryota; Metazoa; Platyhelminthes; Trematoda; Strigeidida; Schistosomatidae. The record is from the annotation of a GenBank genome assembly.